CACUUUAAAUCUAACUCCAAAACGUCAAAAAAUUUCUAUAGAAUUAAAAAAGCAAAUAAUUGAUUACUACUUGGCAAAUCCAAAAACUUCUUUAAAACAAAUAGCAGAAGAAUUUAGUAAUUUUAAUAUUUUACUUAAAAAAUCAAGUAUUCACUCAAUUCUUAAAAACAAACAAAAUAUCAUUGCUGCAAUAAAUAAUGGAAUAAAAAUUAAACGUUCACAUUUAACAAAAGGAAGGCAUGCAAAUUUUGAUGAUGCUCUUUUAAAUUGGAUUAGACAAGUUAGGGCUGAAAAUGUUGUUAUUACGGGAACUUUAUUGAAGCAAUGGAAAUGGCUAAUUUAAUGGGAAUUGACAAUUUUAAGGCAAGCAAUGGAUGGAUGGAAAAAUUUAAAGAAAGGCAUUCAAUAAGAUUCAGAACAGAAAAAAGCGAACCAGAAGAGCCUAUUAUUGACAUUAUACAAAAUGUAACAAAUUGGGAAGUUUUUCAAAAUGCUCUAAAUUUGGAUAUUUGUGAAAGCCCUGUAGAAGAAAUUGAAGAUUUUGAAAUUGUUAUGCCAAUAUCGACAGAUUUAGCUCGUCAAUCAUACCUUUGUUUACGUAAAUAUUGGCAAGAAAAUGGUUUAGAUGAAAGUCUUUAUUCAUCUUUUGACAAAAUUGAAGACAUUUUGUUUAAAGAAGAAUUGGAUGAUAAUAAUUUAAUUGAAGAAUAA
Messenger RNA from Meloidogyne enterolobii, 711 nucleotides. NCBI's taxonomy places the organism in Eukaryota, Metazoa, Nematoda, Chromadorea, Rhabditida, Meloidogynidae. The record is from the annotation of a GenBank genome assembly.